GAACCGAAUUAAUGCAUGUUGGAAACGUUUAACCAAAAGGAAAAAAAAAUAGAUCGUACUGAUUAAAGAAGAUUAAAUAAUUUUCUUUCAGUGUUGGUUUGAGAAUCGGUUCCCUGACUCUGAUUCGGAGUCGAUUCCGGGAUUUGGGGAAUCGAACUCACCUCUGUCUUGUUUUCAUGGCUCUUUUCCCGGCAGAGAUAGUUUACGUUUGAUUCCAGCUUUCCGUGUCGGUGUGUUUUCCUACAUCAGGGUGUGAAGGAUCCAGGAACAUUAAUUCUAAUCCAUGCCAUUGUGUGUUUUGUGUUUUUUUUAUCUUAUUGAUGGAAACAUUGAUGACCCCCAAUGGUGGGUUUGAUUGAGGCACAUACCAGGAAAAGGCAGAAUAAUUUCACACAAAUUGACCAACACUAUGUGCUCAACGAACCGUCCGGCUAACUGGGUGACAUUCGAAGAUGAAAGCACCCCCCUGGCCUCGCCGCAGAAAAGCCUGCAGUCUCCUCCAUCAAAUUCCGGGUCAAUACCUCGACCAAAUGGCCUGAAAUUGGUGCUGCCUCCUUUGGGGAUUUCAGCAAGAAGGUUAUCCAGUCCAUUGGAAUCUCCUCAAAUGCCCUUUAGCUUCAAUGGGAGCUCAUGUGUGCCCAGCAACACUCCAAUGUGCACUCCAGUAAGGGAAACUCCAACCGGUCCAUCUCCAUUUAACUACGACUCUCUCAGACCACCGAGUGUCUUCAGGAGUUUCUCCAACACAUCAACAAAUCUCUCUUCUCCUGAUAGACGUUUGUCUUCUGAGGCAUCUACUUCCUUCCCAUUGUUCCUAGACCAAGAUCCAGGUCACGUUCACCUAUUUUUGGGUGAAAACAAGCACAAGACAGAUUCUGGAAGUUCCUCGUCAGACUCUGAGCCUGGCUCAAGCUUGCCUCGCUUCUUUAUCCGAACCAAGGAUGGUUACGAGCCACCGAGAGACCAACUUCAAAACUCCUACUCGUACAUUUGCCAUAAGCUAGAGCGGUUAAAGGCAAAGGAGGGCCAAGACCAAGAGAGCGAGGAAGGAGUUUUGGAUAUGAGCAAACUAAAGGAUAUCGAUACAGGAAGAAGUCCUUCUUCCUUUGUUCCACAGGGACUGUUCCUCAGCCAGAGGAGGCAUGGCUGGUCAUUAAUGCUGAGGAUCCCUGAGAAAAAGAACCGUAUGUCAUCCCGCCAGUGGGGCCCUAUAUACUUACAGCUGCUCCCAGGAGCUGUUCUCCAAAUGUAUUAUGAAAAAGGUUUGGAGAAACCUUUCAAAGAGUUCCAGCUGAGCUCCAGUUGCUAUAUUUCAGGCCCCAAACUGGAAAGCUAUGGCGAGCCACGAAAAAUCGUGACAUUGAAGAUCGAACACGUGUCGUACGUGGAACGAAAGCGCUACCACUCUAAACCUGAGGUAAUACAUGAAGCUGAAGUGGAGCAGCUGCUGAAGUUUGGCACAACGGAGUACAGAGACAUGGAGGACUUGCUGGUGUCCCUUGAGGAGGAGCUGAUGAGAUUACCAGGUCCUCUCAAGCAACCGAAACAUUACGACGAGCAAGAGCUGUCUUUGCAGAUUGCAGACCAUAUCUGGAUGCAAGUAGAUAAGGAUGGAGCCACGCUAGAAUGUGCAGCCAUCACACGGCUCCACUGCUUGGCCUUCAUAAAUGGUACAGCGGAAUGUUUCCUGGCGUUGAACGACCUCGGGCUUCUGAACAAAGACUCUAAUUAUGGCUCUGAAGAGGAUGAAGUGUGGAUGGAGAUUGCCGACUACCGCUUUCACAAGUCUGUGAGAGAGGCUGAAUUCGAAGACACUAGGUUGAUUAAGUUCUCACCACCGGAUGCCUGCAGGGUGGAACUCGGGCGCUACAGGACAGUAUCGCUGAACUGUAGAGACCUUCCUUUCUCAGUCAAGGCUACAGUCACUGUUCAAGGUGCCUACCUGGAGCUACAAGCCUUUCUCAAUAUGCAGUCCUCCUUCCCUUCACUUGGGGCACAUUCUGAAACGCUUUGUGAAAACGUGCUAAUCCAAGUUCCGCUACCUGGGGAUUGGGUGAAAGUGCCUCGCACCAUCUCGCUGCUCUGGCAGAAAUCCAUCAAGGCCCGCAUGAACAGAAAUGCCUGCCUGGGCUCAGUAAACGUCACAGAUUCUCACCCGGUCAUGCAGGUGACUGUCGGUACAGUCAAGUAUGAGAACGUAUACGGAGCCAUUGUUUGGAGGAUUGACAAACUUCCUGCUAAGAACAUGGCAGAACAACCCCAUUGCUUCUCCUGUAAGCUGGAGUUGGCGUCUGACCAAGAUAUCCCCACUGACUGGUUCCCAUUCAUCACCAUGGAGUGUGAGGUGGCAGAUACGGUCGCUUCUCAAACCAGGGUGAAGUCUUUGGGAACAGAAAGUGACAUUCAGCCUCAGAAACACAUCAGUUACAGGGCAUUCUAUCGAUGGCAGGUGGAAAUUGAGAAGAAGCUAAUCGAGGCAGAAUCGCAGAAGCCGUCAAGCUGCGCAACACAGUGAUGCAAUGAUGUGGAUUUUUAUUUCAGAAGAAAAAGAAAAAAGGGAUUUACAUACUCGCACUAAUGAAUAAUCAGCAUGCACUUACAUCAGACACAUGAAAUGUUCUUUAGUCUUUACUCUGGUCCCCCCCCCAACACACACAGAUCGACAGUAUAACACAAUCAUAUAUAUACAGUAUGAUUAUGUGACAUACAUGUGUGUGUAUUUAUAUUAACCGUUAAAUGAAUUAAUACGAUUUUUUUAAGGCUCUGCUACCGCGAUGACCGUUAAAGACCCGUCCAUCAUCCUACAGUAUUUGCACUUUAGUCUAUUCUACAUCGCAAGAUUUCAGAGGGAUUAGAUGCAUAUUAAACACCCUCAUUACGUACAGAGCACAGUUCACGUUUAACGUUGUGGGUUAUUAAAUUACACGUGUAUGUGAUGUAAGCAAUAAAUAACAAAUUCCAGUAUAAUUAAACUUGCUUACUAUCUGCUACCUCCUGAGGUUUGUGACAUUCCGAAGAUUUUUUUUUUCUUUGCAAUUAACUUUUUUUUUUUUUUUUACGAUUGGCUAACAUUUAAUUGCUAUAUUUAACGCAUAGAUGCAUUGCUAAAAAUAAUUUCUCAGCUAUAGGAACAAUUGGUUUAAUGGAUUAAAUGUAGGGAUUGAUUUGUGGUUUUACUCUAACGGUGCAAAACUGCUUUUCCACGGGAUUCUACAGUAUAAUGACAGUGUUCGUCAAAAUAUCGCACUCGAGAAGCCGACUUUUGUUGUAUUCGCUAUUUUGAAAGUAAUUUAAUUUUAGAAAUGAGUGAUAAUAAAAAUAAUUCUGACA
This is a messenger RNA of Tachysurus fulvidraco (yellow catfish), 3330 nucleotides long. RefSeq names its product stonin-1. The record is from RefSeq and is a predicted model, not a curated record. Gene Ontology annotation, biological process: regulation of endocytosis; synaptic vesicle endocytosis; clathrin-dependent endocytosis. NCBI's taxonomy places the organism in Eukaryota, Metazoa, Chordata, Actinopteri, Siluriformes, Bagridae. The coding region runs from base 410 to 2515 and encodes 701 amino acids. Gene Ontology annotation, molecular function: clathrin-cargo adaptor activity. Gene Ontology annotation, cellular component: AP-2 adaptor complex; synaptic vesicle. The transcript has 4 exons.